Loa loa (African eye worm) is the source of this 8706-nucleotide messenger RNA. RefSeq lists its product as hypothetical. The record is from RefSeq and is a predicted model, not a curated record. The coding region runs from base 1 to 8706 and encodes 2901 amino acids. The transcript has 57 exons. Gene Ontology annotation, biological process: vacuolar acidification. Gene Ontology annotation, molecular function: protein binding. Gene Ontology annotation, cellular component: RAVE complex. Lineage: Eukaryota; Metazoa; Nematoda; Chromadorea; Rhabditida; Onchocercidae.
AUGAAUGUGCAUCAGAUUUUGACUGGAGCGCUUAACCGUGGUGAUGAGGUUUUCAGCGUUGGAGUGAUCGAUGAUCUUAGUUUUACGGCUUGCGCAGUUGGUACGAAUGUUGUGAUAUUUUCAUCCUCCUUCGAGCGUGUACAAGUUAUAACGCCUGCAAGUUGUGCUGAAGGAUUAUUAGUGAAAUGUGUGGCUGCUUGUUGUGAAACUGGAAAGGGUUUCAUGUACCACUGGGUUGAAACACAUAGUCUUCCCCUGAUGUGCACAGUGGAUAAGAUACAGUGGAGUUUGCAAGGCUUGCGACUGUUGAUAUGUUGUGGUGAUGCGCUUCACCUGUAUCAGAAUUUGCUUCUUUCUGCUGCUCUGGAUAUUAAACUGGAUACCGUAACAUUCGGAAUAGUGGAAGAGGAAAAUGAACCUGAAAAUGAAGGAGUUUCGUCUUGGGAUUGUGUUUGGUCACAAAAAUUAGCAACAAAGCCAAAGUUUAUGGCUAGCUCACCCGACGGGGCUUAUUUUGCUACUUGUGGUACUUCAGAUUGUAUGGUAAAGAUAUGGUUUCAGAGAGAAGGAUCUGGCGAUAUAGGAAAUAAUGGAAAUGGCCUUUCAUUUGGUUUUAUCUAUGUACAACACCCCCAACCAGUUGCUGGUUUUGAAUGGCGAAAAAUUCCUCGUUACAUGUCACGACAAUAUGUUCAGAAUGUUUUGCUUACUUGGUGUGAAGAUAACACAGUUCGGAUUUGGAAGGAAACUGCAACUGUAUCUCUUGAUUUCCAAACUGUGAUUAACAUGGCGGAGGUGAUAUGUAUCGAAAAAAGUUCCACAAAAGAACGUUGCUCCAAAAAACAUUCACUUCGGGGUCCUCGAACAAAAAUCAAAGCCUUUCUUAAGAAAAUUAUGGAGAGAAAGGCACUUGCGGGUGAAGUAAUGCGACCAACACGAUCAUCUGUUUCCAGAAAUACUUCAUUAUGUGAGAUUGCUUCAGGGAAGUAUACCGACUCUAGUCCUGCAUUUUAUUUAUGCACCACUAUAAAUGCUCAGAACGAUUGUCUUCUGGUUCCGUUCCUCGAAACUUCUGCCGAACAAAAACCUUUCAUGAUUCACUGGUUGAACAAUAAAAGAAUUGUUUAUGACACUGGCAUUGAAAGAAUUAUGAUGGGAGCUCUGAUCAGUGAUUAUUCUACAAAACCAAAAAAUGUGCUGCAGUCGCAAAAUUUAUUGACUGAGUCUCUACAUGUUAUCAAAGGACAUAAUAUUAACGAUACCAAGGUGGCAUCAGCUUGCUGUACGGGACAAGAAGUUGAGGUCUUAGACGGGACACUUGUCAGUAAUUCCAGUGAUGCAACCGGUGCCUUAUCUAAUGAAACAUCAUCGAAAGAUUCUAUGGAUUUAAAACUAAAUAUCCUUAUACGAGAAUGGACGAAGUCUACUGACAUUUUAUUUGCUGUACAUCCUGCUGACGGUAGCCUACUAACCUGGACAGUCGAAUGGCUUGAUGAUCCGUUACGACAACCCACCGUUAGUUUCACUUCACGAUUCCCAUCUGCGUUUUCACUGUCAGAUGCAACGUCGUUGAAUCCUUCGUUGAGUGUGUAUUAUCCUCACGAUUUUCUUUAUGAACAAUUUAACGAGAAGUAUGGUUCUGAAGAGGUUUCCCAAAUAUUCGAACGGCGAAAUACAAAUUUGCUCUAUUUACUGACUCAUCAUAACAACGGAUCUUUAAAUUUGUGGAAUUUGACAUUUGAAGAUAAUAGCAAAUUUAAUACGGUUGUUAAUAUAUUGCACGCGUCAAGAAUGUGUGGUCAUCGUUACAAAAUUUCGCAGGUCAUUGCUCAUCCGGUGCUUCCUCUUGUGCUUACAACAAGUCAUUAUAAUUACAUAAAGCGAGGCACUGAAGAAUCGGGAAAGGCUGAACUAAUAUUAUGGAAGGUAAAUCCCGUUGGACCGCUAUGUAAAUGUGGUGGUGUUCGGGAACUGGCACGAAUGACAAGCAAUUCAUCUGAUGCGUUUACAGCCGUCACAUGGUUGCCAGUGAUUUUGUCAAGUUCAUUAUUGGGAUCGCUGUCGACAUCACCUAGCUGUUCUUUUGUGGCUAACACUUCUGGACAUAUCAACAUUUAUCAAGCUAUCAUUGAUGCUGCGGAGUUUCUCGCAAAUAUACAUGCUUCUGGAAGAAGAAAUGCCUCCCAUUCUGAAAGCAGCUGUUCGAUCAAUGAUGGAAACAUGCGAAAUGAGCAAAAUAUGGCAAAAACUUACGACAUCCGCAAUAAGCAAGAUAUGACGAAAAUGUGUAAAGUUGUUUCUACGCAAUCAUCGACAAAGCCUGGUUGCAUACUUUUAUUGUCGAGUAUUAAUGCUGCUUCGUGUGCAGACAGUGUUCUGCUUAUUCAUGCUUUCAAUGAACGUUUGCUGGCUUCCAAUGAUCGCGUUUUUGGUGCCGCGGAUACUUCGCGAAAUUUAGCUAUUAAACAAGCAAACAUCAAUCGUUAUUACUUGGUAUUAUUUGAAAAAGAGAAGGAUUCUCUUACAAGGUUGCGCAUGUGGUUGAUUAACAUUGCUGUAACGGAUUAUGAAGACGUAGGAGAGAUUGAAAACACCUUGCCUACAAAGGAUUCGUCGGGUUCAGCCAAUAUAAAGAAUGGAAACGAGGAUUUUUUGAGCAAAUUGCAAUUCAGUUCUAAUCUGGUUUAUGAUGAUCAUGUUGUGCUGCCGGAUGGCGUUUCUGCUGAACUGUAUGCUGCUGAUAUGGUGAUUUUGGUGGAGCCAUCAGCAGGUCAUUUGCCGUCGUCAAAUCUUUAUCCCACAUACAGGGCACCUUAUCUAGUUCUUUUGGCAUGCAGCGAUGAAAAUAUCCGAUUUUAUGAAUGUUUGAAAAUUAUUGAAAGUGAUGGAUCAACUAGGUACAAAUGGAAGACGUGGGGAAUGAUAAGCAGUACCAUGGAUUCGAAUAUAGAGAUGGAUGGUCCGAUAUAUUCAAUAUCAGCUGCUCAUAGUAGUCGAUUUGCUUGUGCCUACCUUCCCGAAGGUGUGGCUGGUUCAGCUUCAUCGAUAAAUAGCGUCAAGGUUGGUGUGUUUGAAUGUGAAUCGUCAGGUGGCGUUGAAUGGCUUCGUGAAGAUACAAUCACUGUCAAUCUCCGACACAGAAUGAGUAAGGAACUAGCCGAAAACUACCUCAAGGAAUCGGAUACAGCUAUUUCAGAAUUUUGUGCAGGCAUGCCAAUCAGUAAUGUAUGUCUGAAAUGGGUUUCGGCUGAAGAUGGUUCGCAUAUUCUUACGGUGGCAUUGGGUACAUACAUCUUUUUAUAUACGCAAAUAUCUCAGGCUGCUGCACAAAGAAACAUUGUAAUGAUGAAAGAACAUGACACACAUCGUCGAGGUCCUCUAAGAAAGGCUUCUUCACUCGCUAAUCCGGAAACCGUAUCAACUCGUUUGGUGCGCUGGCUUUGCAUACGAUUUUUAGAGCUUAAAUCAGCUGAUGGUUUACCACCGUUACCAACAACGUUGGGUUGGGUUCGUAACGGUCUAUUGAUUAUCGGCAUGCAAAGUGAAAUGCGUUGUUAUAGUCAGUGGAAUUUCAAAGCGGAAUUCCCUAAAAAAGAAAAACUGGCGGAAGUUACUAAAGACCUUUCUAAAAUUAAGCCAUCUAGUCAUCUUGCACUUGCUAGUUUGGGUAUCUCUUCACAUCCCAGCUUGGAUCAGUUAUCAAAGAAAUUUAAGCAGGACCCUGUCUCUUUGAACAAGCAGAAAUUGUACAGAGAUCUGCUACAAAGGAUCUAUUCGGUGCCCUAUGAUUUGCAAACACUGCUUUUCAAAGAUGAGCAUGUACUUGAAGCCGUCAGCGAAGAAGGUUUAUUCGAAGCUGCGCGUUUAGCAAGUCCCAUUUUGCCGCAGUACCAUCCAAAGUUGCUCAUUGAGUUACUUAAUUCUGGAAGGACACGUGUAGUCAAAGCAAUAUUACUACAUGUUUUGAAAAGCUUAAAGCAACUGAAUGUUUCAAUACCAAAUCCGUUGUCACGUGCCUCUUCAAUGCGUAAAAUGUCACUUACUGGUGGAGACCUGAAAAUGGAAAGUUCGGGACAAGAUGCUAUGGAGGGACUUACUGAUACCUUUGAUGAUUCAAACUUGGAAUGUGAUGAACUUGAUGGUAUUCCACUAUUACCGCUUCAUGUUCUUUUAUCCGUUGGUGAUCCAUUUUCAAUGGCUAGAGAGAAAGCAUCUGAAAUACCACAAGAUGAUAGUCUAGAUGGUUCACUAGAUAUGGACAGUGAGCCGAGAAAAUCACGUCAAAACUCGUUUUCUAUGGAUAAUGCACAUACAGUUUCUGCAACAAGUUUUACUGCAAGACACAAUCGUUUACUGACAGGAUUUCUCACCCAUACUCAUUUACCGGGUUUGUCAAGUGUUGAUCAAAUGCACCUUUUGGCAGUUGCGGAUACAUUAAGCCAUUUCUCAUCGGAUAUCAUGGAUAAAUUGACGCAAGCAAACGCAGCUUUUCGAGUAACUGAGGCGCGGAUCGUGACCGAUGCAGCAAGUGGAUAUGCUACACCUACUGUUGGAUUUGAAACUGUUGACGAGUGUGGAUUGAGAUAUUUGAUGGCCGUGAAACAACACGAAUAUUUGUUAUUGUGUCUACCAUUGCAGCAAAAACAUAGUCUUCGUUCAAGAGGACUUUCACCAUCACAAAUUAUUUGGGCUUUGCAUUCUGAAACAGAGACUGAACUCCUGAAUGCAAUUCCUUGUCUACAGAAGCCCACUUUGUCAUGGGAAGAAUUGCGGGCCUUAGGAGUUGCUUGGUGGCUAAAAAACACUUCGUCACUUCGUGCGAUCAUUGAGAAAACCGUCAAGGACAACAGAAUGUUGGAUUUUUUCAUGCAUGAUUUCAACGAAGAGAAAUGGAAAAAAGCAGCUCUAAAGAACGCCUUUGUACUGAUGGGGAAGCAGCGAUUCCAUCACGCUGCUGCAUUCUUCUUAUUAGCUGGUUCAAUUAAAGACGCUAUACAGAUAGUAUUGAGGAAGCUACAAGAUCUACAACUUGCAAUAGUAAUAGUUCGCCUUUGUGAAAGAGAUUACGAAGAGCAGGGUAAUUUACUCAGGGAGUUGCUCUGUAAAGAAAUUUUCGACGCCGAAGUUACGGAUGUGAAAUAUUUUGAUGCUACAUCUAGAGCAAAUCGAAAUCCCUUUGUACGUUCGAUGGCUUACUGGCAUCUGAAGGAAUAUGUUCGAGCAGCGAACACGUUGGUUGAUGAAGCAGAUCAUGUUCAUUUGGAUGCUUCAAUGGAAUAUUCCUUAUCAGAUAUAUUCAACUUCUACUCAUUCAUACGCAUUCAUCAUCUGGUUAUUCGGCAAAAACUUCUAAAUGCUGGGAUUCAGGUAGGUUCGACUGAAAAGUUCUUGGCAGUUGCAAAACAUCUUGCAUCAGUUAUCACACCUUCUGAGCGAAGAUUGUAUUUUCGAACUGCAAGCGCUCAUUUGGCAUCAGGAUGUCCCUUACUUGCACUUGAUGUUUUGGCGCGCUUACCAAAAAAUCUCACCGUAGUGGAAUCGUCAUCUCUGUCGCCUGCAGUCAAUAAACACGCUAGAUCAGAAUCGCCAAAAAAUGAUGGUUUAUGGAAUAAUCGAUCAAAUGCCAUCGACUGGAAUACACCAAUAUCAUCUGCCUACGUAGAUGCCGAACUAAAUUUACAAUUAAAUGACUCGGAAACAAAAGAUGAAGUCGUGGUGCAGAAGGAAAGCAUUACAGUUGUUCCGGACGAUUCCAAUGGAGCAAGUAGCAGUGAUGCGACACUAGAUGUCAUUGCGCAGCAUAUGAAGCUCACUGCGACAUUACGGCUUCUGGUUGAAGAGUUAUCUACUCUUGCAAGUGCUUUCGAGGUAGACGGCGGACAGCUGAGGUUUCAAUUACUUAAUUGGCUGGAAGCAGGCGUAAGUGUGCUGCAGAAAAUAUGUGGUUAUCGUAGUGAUUACAAUAGCUUGGAACUUGAUGGUGUCACUGGAAAUGAAGAUGAAUUCAACGAUGAUAUAAUUGAUAGUAUGCCACUUUACAAGACUGUUCAUAUGGAUAGAACAAAGAUAUCGGCCCGGUUUCACCACGCGUUGCAUCGUAGACGAUGGUUAUGCACUAAUCAGAAAUUAUUGCGCGCUUUUAUAUCGUACUGCACUCUACACAAUUCUCAGAGUCAUCGCUUAACUGCUGCACUAAUGGAACUUCUUUUAUUACAAAUGGAAGUACAGCAAGAUAACGGACCAUUGGAACUCUCUACUGGUGAAUAUUUACCAAUCAUGCAUUCAUUUCCACUUUUUAUUGCAUCAGUUUCACCGCGCGAAAUGCUUACAUCAUCGCCGCUCAGUUUUGUGAGAAGUCUGUGUUCUGAUAUUUUGCUGUCACUUGUUGAUCUUUCUGAACCUCCGCAGAUCGAGAGUUCUUUGACUAAAGUCCAUGAAGUCUAUAGCUUGUGUCAAGGAUUAUCUUCAUGCUUGUACCAAUCACUUUGCAAUGUCAGUAAUAUUUGUGGAAGCAAUCACGGAGCAUUGGCGAGGUCAUCAAGGAUAGCAACAACAAACGACGAAUUGCAAGUAACGACAUCGCCUUCGAAAUGGCCGGGAGUGGAAAGUCUACUGGCUAUUUUAAGUCGAGAAAAGGGUGAAGAAGUUCCGCAACUUAAACUUCUUGUGCUUGAAAUUUACAUUGCAGUCUUUGCAUCUCUUUUCGCAUACGCACUUGCUACUUACGAUGCAAGGUGGUUAUUUCGAUUAGCAGCCCGUAACAUUGGCGCAAAAGAAUUUGGUAUUUUGUUCGGUGGAGGUGGGGGGAAAGGGCAAAAGGUAUCUCCUUCAAGAGCUCCAGGCUCACCCGUGAAGUGGACGACUGCAGUGCCGAGCGUUUUUCCUUCUAAUGAAACUCAUGCAAAGUCUGACAAAAAUUGUCUCUCAGUUGAUUUAUCAUUUCAAGUGAUUGGAGUCGAAGCAACUACCAUAUCCUCGGAUCGUUUUUCAACAAAUAAAUCGAAGUCUUUCGAAAAACAAGUCCCAUAUGAGUGGAUACCACCAAAAAAGAGUAUGGUGCAGUUUUUUGCUGAAAAGCCAGAAUUACCUGAAGUCCUGGGUGGAUGUUAUGAUUCAGACGAAGAACACCACGAAUCAGUAGUUGAAUUAGAAGAACAACUACAGAGAAAACAACACAGUGAUUCGGAAGGGUUCGCAUGGUGGCUCUUACGUUUAGCUUUGACCCAUCAGCAGUUGUAUCGAAUGAAGUCUUUUCUUCAGCUUGCAGGCUUAGAAUAUUCAGAACUACCAGCCUUAUCACCUCGUGCAAAUGCUGUUUUCAAACUUAUCGAGAAUUGGGCGAAACAACUUGAAGAUCACUUGUAUGCAGUACCUGAUGGAUGUCCUUCCGACUUCCUUCCUGACUUAUCUAUUAGAAAAGAUGACAGCAAUGGAGAAUCGUCUCUGAUGAAAUACAGUGUUUUGAUGGGAACAAAUAACACACCUUUCGAAAGUGCGGAUCCGUCUGUGUUGCCCGUGAAAAGAAUUUGGCUUUAUCUGAUUCGUCAAGAUCAUAUUUUGCCCCUUUUCGUUAAGCAUAUAUUUGGCUUCGGCGAUCAGCAGGAAGAAAGUUUCCUUCGGGAAGGUGUAGUUGAGCUGGAAAACCGAGGUAUCGUAAAUGUGUUCAAAAUUGUCCAACGAGAACACGAGCCUAUAGCAGCAUUCUGCUGCAGUGAGGUGAGGCCUAGUUGGUUAGUAGUUUCAAAUACACGAGAAUUACAAGAAAUGGACAUUACAGCUUUGCUUGAUGGUGGGGAGAACUUUAGGCUUUCGUCUUGGUUGUUUAAUCGAACAGAACUUGAUGUUGCACUUGAUGAAACCAAAAGGGAUGUGCUUAAGGAUAAUGAUGACUAUCAGUUAAUAACUGAAAAUGGACAACAAACCACUUCCAUAAAUACGAUGACUCCAUUUAUUGUUGAUAGAAGCCGAAAGGCUUUGAUGAAGAUGUAUAAGAGACAAGUUCAUGGAAUACGGCGACUCGAUUCUCAUCCCACAAUGCCUUAUUAUGUGAGUGGGUCGUCAGAUGGCUCAAUACGAUUGUGGGAGUGGGGAGUUGGGCAGCCGUUUUUUACACCUCGAAUAGCUGGGCAGUAUGCCAAAAAUCAGAAAUGUCAUUCUAAAUCCGCAGCAGAUGUUCGGUUUUUGGGUUCCACUUCUUCUGUUCUGGUUACUGCGGGUCUGAGCUUAUCAGACGAAAACAUUAGCCUUUGGGAUACCCUUAUGCCGCAAUCAAAAGCACAGAUUCAUUCUUGGACAGCACACCCUGAAGGAGCAACUUCCGUGAUGUAUUUGUCGUCAUAUCAGACUAUAGUAUCUGGCGGACGACAUGGAGAAUUGUGUGUUUGGGAUAUUCGACAACGUCGACUACGUACUACUGUGAAGUGUUUUGAAAAUUCUGCUGUCAAAUGUCUUGUGAGUGAUCCCUUUCAGCAGAUCAUUGUUGCUGGAUCGAAUGAUGGGGAUAUAAAGGUUUGGAAUACCGAUCUUGUACCACACCUUGUGACUUCGUUGGAUAGCGAACAUGUUGCUCGAGGAGGAUUCAGCCUGCGUCAAGUGGCUUCAGUAGUACAAGGAGUGCAACAACUACAUGUUGAUCCAGAAAUUCGUCUUUUUUCAUGUGGUGCCGAUUGCUCACUAAAAAUACGUUCUUUACGUAGUGUAAUGUGA